GUCUUUGCUGGCCCCGAGAUCUUGCCAUUAGACAUUUAUGAUGCAGUAGCCCAGUUUAAUAUUGGAUGUCAGGCUUCUGUGAAGAUUUUUGAGGAACUUGGAAUUUCCCCUGGUCAUUAUUGUAAGAUGAGGCUCAAUGAGUUGAUUAAGUCUGUGUUCUAAAAGCCAACUCCAAAGGACAAGGAAUCAACAAGUCUCAAUGGAGAUUACUUUGCGGCAAAAGAAAAGAACUGAUAAACAUGAAAAGGAGGGUGAUACCUACGUACCUAAUGGACUUUAA
Molecule: messenger RNA, 280 nt
Organism: Pocillopora meandrina
Lineage: Eukaryota; Metazoa; Cnidaria; Anthozoa; Scleractinia; Pocilloporidae
Source: the annotation of a GenBank genome assembly